This is a messenger RNA of Colletotrichum graminicola M1.001, 1401 nucleotides long. RefSeq lists its product as uncharacterized. NCBI's taxonomy places the organism in Eukaryota, Fungi, Ascomycota, Sordariomycetes, Glomerellales, Glomerellaceae. The record is from RefSeq and is a predicted model, not a curated record. The coding region runs from base 1 to 1401 and encodes 466 amino acids. The transcript is spliced from 9 exons.
AUGAAGUCAAGCAAGUCCAGCAAAAGCAAGUCGAAGAGUAGCGGUGGUGGUGGUGGCGGUGGAGGAAGUAGUCCAUGGAGCGAUUGGAUCUGGUCGCCCGAACAUGGAAAAUACUACAUGUACUGCAUGAAGAAUGGUCAGCCGAAAUAUCACUGGCAAGAAACACAGGUCACUCUACAACAACCUGUCGAAACGAUCCCACGCGAGCAGCCAAAUGUUGAGGAGAUGACCAACGGUUUUGACAACCUGUCAACAUCCACUUCUACAACAGACGGCGAUUAUAGCUACGCCCCGCAAGGCGAUGACGGGAAUAAUACGUCUUAUACGUAUCCAACUUCGACAACAUCAUACGACAACUCGAGUCGUUCAAGGAAGGGCAAGGAGACGGCGUACGAGUCACAGCCGCAUGAUGGGGAAGAUAGUCCACCCGCGGAUCCAGCCCCGCCUUUGGACCCUUUCUGGGGUGCCAAGCAGGAGGCUCCCCAGGGUUAUGUGUCGGACCCAGCUGCGCAUCAGGAUCAAGAUUUUUUACCCCCUCAAAAUAGUACAGAAAGCAUGUACCAUGAACAUGAUGUGUACACGGCAGCCCAUGAUUCAGGUGCAACCGCUCAUAGUCAAGAUUCUGGUUACGGGACGACAGACACAGAUGACUACGACAACGCAAUCCUACAGGAAGCUUUGGCAGAGACAUAUGGAAAAGAGAGUCAAGGCGGGCCAUCAACAGAGCCAGCGUACGGAGCAUACGCAGAUAGUGAAGAUGACGGCACGCGAACACCAACAGGGCCAACACCCCCUGUGUCUCAUACUACAUCUUUUGCUGAGCCCAGUCGCAUCAGUGGAACAUUCGGCACCAACGAGGAUUUAGAUCCACGCUACGUUGUCGAACCGUCACACAAGUUUCGUCCUGGAUCGAUCUUCAAAGUUCUGUGGUGUGAGCCGUCGGGCACAAGCCUCGGAGGGACACCGACCAUAUCAGAUCGAAAACCAAUUCAAGAUCGUUAUGGCGGUUCUCUCUUCGUCGGCUUCCGCCGCUUUGUCGUUGUUGCCAAUGACGAAGGUCAUUGUACCUGCGUACCUAUCCUCACGUACCAAGGCAAGGCCUGUAAAAAGAAGGGCGUGAAAGCUCACAAGCACGGUAUGGUAUAUCACAACAAGCCCCACCGGCCACUACAGAAUGAGCCAGAGCUCGGAUUCGCUCCCGUGCGAGCGAAACUCACCGUCGAUGGAGAAAAACUUGAUAAAGCUUCUCGUGUCAACUACUCGAAGCUUGUGACUAUUGAACACAAUGUCAAGGUCUUCUUCAUUGGUCACAUCAGCCCUGAUGCUUUGGACGACUUUGCGGAUGCUGUCGACACAUGCUGGGAAAGGAAGACGCACUCGCAUCGUAGGUCGAAGAGAUAA